ACCAACGUGACGUGAAAACACAGUGCAUGGUCAUAUUCUUUUUCAUGUUAUACACCUGAAAGUAAAGAAAAUGGAAAACGUUUAUUUUCUUUCAAAGAUAUUUAUUUUCGUAGUAUGUAUAAAUAUUUCUAAAGGAGUAGGGGAAGUGUGUAUGAAAGAGGGAAAAGAGCUUUACUGCGAUGCUGGCUACACCUGCUGUAACCAAGGAAACGGAAAAUGCUGCGGACCAGACUUUGUUUGUGGCAUCGACGGAGCCUGUAUUGCUUUGGCGUACCUGAUAUUUCCUCCGAUCAUCACUGUCUUUGUUCUGAUUAUCAUACUCUGCUUCUGUUGUUACUGCUGUCGCAAGGAUAAAGUGAAGAAAAAAGCCUUGGACAACGAGUAUCCAUUCGCCAUGAACGCCUACCCACCGUCCCACAACGUACCGCCCACAGGUGUACCCCUCAGUAUGAUCUCCAAACUGAACAAGAAAACCCCCGUGACCCCCAAACCAUCAAAACCGGUCAACAAAGCUGAGCAGUUCUUAGGACCCUCCCCAAAGUCCUGGGACGAUAGAGAGCUCCCUAAUUCACCAGCCCCUCCCUACAUACAGCCCCAAGGGAAAAGCAAAGGGCGCCACAAAGACGUUUAUUGAAAUCUGUUGCAUGAACAUCUAUCCAGUUGUAAUAAAUUUUGAUUUUA
Saccostrea cuccullata (small rock oyster) is the source of this 681-nucleotide messenger RNA. RefSeq lists its product as uncharacterized. NCBI's taxonomy places the organism in Eukaryota, Metazoa, Mollusca, Bivalvia, Ostreida, Ostreidae. The transcript has 4 exons. The record is from RefSeq and is a predicted model, not a curated record. The coding region runs from base 71 to 634 and encodes 187 amino acids.